AUUAACAAAACAACAGCAACAACCCUAGGUGGAGCUUCAGCUCGCGUUUUAUUCCCGCCACUCUCUCUUUUUGAGCUCCGUCGCUCUCGGCAGAAACUCAGCUAUUCACUGACUCAUCUGUUCAGUUGCCAUGGUCUCCUCCUUGAAACCAAACACUCAGCUCUCUCGCUGCUUUCCCACUUCGCCCAGACCCUCCUUCUCCAACGCCAACCCCGCCCAAACCCAACUCUGCAGACUCUCACCUGGGUCUCACUCCGCUGCCUUCUCCCCCCUGUCCAUGUCUUCCUCCGCCGAAACUUCCCGGAAAAGCCACUUGCUUUCGGCUUCAAAAAACGAGUCCGGAGAAAGUGGUAGCGGGAAUGUCGGUCUGACGUAUAAGGGCGCCGGUGUGGAUAUUGACGCCGGUUCGGAACUUGUUCGGCGAAUUAAAAAAAUGGCUCCUGGGAUUGGAGGUUUUGGGGGUCUUUUUCCUUUCGAUGAUAAAUACCUUGUUGCCGGCACAGAUGGCGUCGGGACGAAGCUUAAGCUUGCUUUCGAUACUGGAAUUCACGACACCAUUGGUAUUGAUUUGGUUGCCAUGAGUGUCAAUGAUAUUGUUACUUCUGGUGCUAAGCCGUUAUUUUUCCUUGAUUACUAUGCUACAAGCCGGCUCGAUGUUGAUCUUGCUGAAAAGGUUGUAAAAGGUAUUGUCGAUGGUUGCAAACAAUCUGACUGUGUUCUUUUAGGUGGAGAGACUGCAGAGAUGCCAGAUUUUUACGCAGAUGGUGAGUAUGACCUCAGUGGUUUUGCUGUUGGAAGUGUGAAAAAAGAUGCAGUGGUUGAUGGGAAAAACAUUGUGGCUGGAGAUGUGCUCAUUGGCUUACCCUCCAGUGGGGUUCAUUCUAAUGGUUUCUCUCUCGUGAGAAGGGUUCUGGCUCACAGUGGUCUUUCUCUGAAGGAUCAGCUGCCUGGGGAAGAUAUUACGUUAGGUGAAGCUUUAAUGGCCCCAACUGUGAUAUACGUUAAGCAGGUUCUUGACAUAAUCAGUAAGGGGGGCGUAAAGGGGAUAGCCCACAUCACAGGGGGUGGUUUCACGGACAAUAUACCUCGAGUAUUUCCGAAAGGCCUAGGCGCUGUCAUCUAUAAUGGUUCUUGGGAAGUCCCAGCUGUUUUCAAAUGGAUCCAAGAGGCCGGAAGAAUAGAAGAGGCUGAAAUGUUGCGAACGUUUAACAUGGGUGUUGGGAUGGUUCUUGUUGUGAGUCGAGAGGCAGCCCAUAGAAUACUUGAGGAUGCAAAUGGAGCUAAUAAAGCUUACCGCAUUGGUGAGGUUGUACGUGGUGAAGGAGUUAGUUAUAGUUGAAAUGAGAUACGAGUUAAUGUAUGCUCUUUUGAGCCUAUUUGACGAAGUGAGAUGCAAGGUAAUGUAAGUGCGGCAUGGAUUUUGCAGUUUAUGUAUCUUGAAUCUUGACGUUCACAAGUUAAAUGGGAUUUGUCAGAGUUGUCAUGAAA
Messenger RNA from Pyrus x bretschneideri (Chinese white pear), 1488 nucleotides. RefSeq names its product phosphoribosylformylglycinamidine cyclo-ligase, chloroplastic/mitochondrial-like. The record is from RefSeq and is a predicted model, not a curated record. Gene Ontology annotation, cellular component: cytosol. Gene Ontology annotation, biological process: 'de novo' IMP biosynthetic process; adenine biosynthetic process. Gene Ontology annotation, molecular function: phosphoribosylformylglycinamidine cyclo-ligase activity; phosphoribosylamine-glycine ligase activity. Bases 131 to 1339 code for a protein of 402 amino acids. The transcript is spliced from 8 exons. Lineage: Eukaryota; Viridiplantae; Streptophyta; Magnoliopsida; Rosales; Rosaceae.